GUGACUUGGCUGUACUGAAGAAAACAAAGUGCGCAUGCUGAGUUAUAUUAAUAAUCACAAGACAACUUGAUACCAACAUCUUAUAACGAAAGACAUGCCAGAGGGACUGCCGGACGAGCUAUGGACGGAUUAUCGGACCUUUUUCUGGGACAACCGUACAGGGCUGUAUUUUGGUGGGGCAUUGUUUGGACUGGGUCUCGUUACUCUGAUCCUCGGAGGAUUCGUUUCCCUCUGUAAAAGGGCCAUUGGUGGUAAAUCUGUAACAAUGAAGGUGUCCAAGAACCAAAGACGCUCCAUAGAUAAUCCCCUCUAUAUCAUGGACAGCGAUGAGACCUCAUCGAGAGAAGUUUUAGUCGGAGCAGAAGCCGGGACUGCCGGCCACCAAGGGGAUAGUCCGGAUUUGGAAAUCGAGGAACAGAUGGAAGAACCUAUGGUAAUAUACGAAAAUGAGCAAUUCUUCCUUGCAGCAAAACGGACGAAGACUUCGGAUGCUGAAGACGUUAUUCCAACUGAAGAAACACGCAACCGUAAACCAAGAUAUGCGUACUCGCAGGUCAUCAAAAAAAGCAACGAACGAGCCAGAAAGAAAAAGGAAGGAGGGGAAGCACGUGGUUCUGAUGAGAGGAGUAAAGGAAAAAAGAGAGAGGCAUAUUCUCAGGUUAUAAAGAAGGAAAACGAAAAAUCAAAACCAACUCCGAAACAAGAAACAGACGAUGUUCCUGAGGUUCCAAAAAAGAGAUUUGGAGACACCAAAACGAGUGAAAAGGCAAAUGAGAAAGAUGACGACGAAAUAAGUGGAGAAAGACGAGAAACGGCUGUAGAUGAUAAUGACGUGGAGGAUCAUUCUGAUGACGGAACGAGUGAAGAUGUUGACCCGAACGACUACGUCAACGUCUCGGCUCCGAAGAUUCUGUCGCUAGGAGAUGAUGUGUAUCUCGAUAUGUCGUACAGGGAACAGGAAGCAGAUCCCGAUGAUUAUAUUAACUGUACCAACAUUAAAAAUCCCAGUACAUAG
Molecule: messenger RNA, 1015 nt
Organism: Pecten maximus
Lineage: Eukaryota; Metazoa; Mollusca; Bivalvia; Pectinida; Pectinidae
Product: guanine nucleotide-binding protein-like 3 homolog
Exons: 3
Coding region: 95-1015 (306 amino acids)
Source: RefSeq, a predicted model, not a curated record